AUGAGCGUUGUGAUCCUUGACGGCUCGACGGUGCGGUCCUUCGUGGCGGACGAGGCCGCCUUCGCGCGCAGCGUGGACGCGCGCUUCGCCGCGCUCGACGCCAACGGCGACGGCGUGCUGUCCCGCGCCGAGCUCCGCCGCGCGCUGGAGUCCUUCCGCCUCCUCGACGGCGGGGGCUUCGGCUCCGCCGAGCCGCUCCCUCUCCCCGCCGAGGUCGCCACGCUCUACGACGCCGUCUUCGAGCAGUUCGACGCCGACCACAGCGGCGCCGUCGACCACGCCGAGUUCCGCGACGAGAUGCGCCGCAUCAUGCUGGCGGUCGCCGACGGCCUCGGCUCCCAGCCGCUCCAGGUCGCCGUCGACGACGAGGGCGGUAGCUUCCUGCUCGAGGCCGCCGAGCACGAGGCCGCCAUGAUCGCCGCCAAGGUCCAAGAAGAGAGCAGGAAGGCGGCCGAGGAAGCCAACAGCAAGUGAUGGCGCCGAUGUGUCCACGUGCCGGCCGGCGUAGUGUGCUGUGUGCAUAUGAAGAUUGAAGAAGGUAGAGACGUGGAGUGGCACGUGUAUACGGAGUACUACAUGAGAGUGGUGGCGCGCGUAUGUCCUCUGUGUACCGCAUGGAAUAAAAAUCUUUUUUUACUCCGUA
Lolium rigidum is the source of this 643-nucleotide messenger RNA. RefSeq lists its product as uncharacterized. The record is from RefSeq and is a predicted model, not a curated record. Bases 1 to 474 code for a protein of 157 amino acids. Gene Ontology annotation, molecular function: calcium ion binding. NCBI's taxonomy places the organism in Eukaryota, Viridiplantae, Streptophyta, Magnoliopsida, Poales, Poaceae. The transcript has a single exon.